AAUGACCUGCAAGCCUGGAAAAUUUUGCAGGGCAGUUUCACCGGACAGCUUUGCGGAGCUGUGCCAUUUGAAUUUCAGCACAGACCUCCGCACACUGUGCUCUCCAUUUCUGGCGUGUCUCCCAGCACAGAGUUUAGCUGAGGCUCGGGUUUAGUUUUCCCUCCUCUCUCUCCCUGCAGUGACAGCGUCCCCGGGCUGCGCUAGCCGGGCCUCCCGAGCGAUCAUGGAGGAUACUACUUUGCAGAUUAUCGAACCGCCAACUGCUUCCGAGGCCUCCGAGGAGCAAACGCCCGAAGAACCCAUCAAAUCCGACCAGAUCAACGGCGUGAUGGUGCUGACCCUUCUGGACAAGAUCAUCGGGGCAGUGGAUCAGAUCCAGCUGACCCAAACCCAGCUGGAGGAGAGACAGCAAGAGAUGGACAGCGCGGUGACCAGCAUCCAAGGCGAGCUAACCAAGCUGACGAAGGCGCACACCACCACCAGUAACACCGUGAACAAGAUGCUGGAAAAAGUCCGCAAGGUGAGCGUCAACGUGAAGACGGUUCGGCAGAACCUGGAGAAGCAAGCUGGGCAGAUAAAGAAGCUGGAGGCCAACGAAGCGGAGCUCUUGAAACGCAGGAAUUUCAAAGUCAUGAUCUACCAGGAUGAAGUGAAGCUCCCAUCGAAGCUGAGCAUCAGCAAGUCCCUGAAGGAGGGUGAAAAGCAAGAGAAGGAAGGCGAGGGUGAGGAGGCGCCGGCUGGUGAGGACCACGCGGAGGAGGAUCACAUCCAGCUCUCCUCAGAUGAGGAGGUGGAGAUCGAGGAGAUUAUCGAAGAGUCAAGGGCAGAGCGCAUCAAAAGGAGCGGCAUGAAGAGAGUGGAUGACUUUAAGAAGGCCUUCUCAAAGGAGAAGAUGGAGAAGACUAAGCUAAAGACCAAGGAAAACCUGGAGAAGACCCGCCACAACUUGGAGAAGACCCGCCACAACCUGGAGAAGAGGAUGAACAAACUGGGCACCAAGAUCGUGACCAACGAGAGGAGAGAGAAGAUGAAGACCUCUCGGGACAAGCUGAGGAAGUCUUUCACCCCCGACCACACCAUCUACGCCAGGUCCAAGACGGCCGUCUACAAAGUGCCACCCUUCACUUUCCACGUCAAGAAGAUAAGAGAGGGCGAGGUGGAAGUCAAAGCCACGGAGCUGGUGGAGGUGGGCGGAGAGGAGGGAGAAAACUCGGAUCUGAUGCGUGGGGAGAGCCCCGAGAUGCACACGCUGCUGGAGAUCACGGAGGAGUCCGACGCGGUACUGGUGGACAAGAGUGACAGUGAGUAGGACCCGCGGCAGCGCGGAAGGCUUGCGGACGGACGGCUGAACACGGAACCAGUCACGUUUUGAGAUCUCUCCGCCCCGGUGCCCCGGGGGAAGCGUACACCAUGCCUCUUUACUACCCCGCAGAGCCGACGCCAAUCCCCUGCCUGCUAGGACGAGGUUGUAUUUUAUAUUUUAGUUUUAGCACACAGGAACACUAGGAACACGGGACUGUUUUUAUCUUACACGCGUCAAAUCACCCUCGGAGACCAUUCCUGACACAGGCUGCGUGAGAGCCUUCCAGCCACCGCCCC
This is a messenger RNA of Oxyura jamaicensis (ruddy duck), 1599 nucleotides long. It is a transcript of the gene CAVIN1, whose product is annotated as caveolae associated protein 1. The record is from RefSeq and is a predicted model, not a curated record. Bases 224 to 1309 code for a protein of 361 amino acids. The transcript has 2 exons. Gene Ontology annotation, molecular function: rRNA primary transcript binding. Lineage: Eukaryota; Metazoa; Chordata; Aves; Anseriformes; Anatidae. Gene Ontology annotation, cellular component: cytoplasm; caveola. Gene Ontology annotation, biological process: transcription initiation at RNA polymerase I promoter; termination of RNA polymerase I transcription.